AAACUGAAUAUCUUUCUUGAAACAUCAGGGAACUCAAAACAGACUACAAUAAAUGACGAAGUAAGUUUUGUAGACCUGUUUUUGUGGCUUCCAAUUUUGUUAAGGUGUAAUUUUCUCAUCUGACAUCAUCACACAACAGGGUUCGUACAGGUCAUGGAAAACCUGGAAAGUUUAACCUGGAAUUUAAGAAUUUUAUUCUCCAAGCCUGGAAAGUCAUAGAAUUUAAUUGUUGGUCCUGGAAAGUCAUGGAUAAUUUAAGUUAUGUUUAAAAGAUUAGUUUCUGCAGAUGUCAAAGCAAGGACUAUGUAAGAAAGCAGAAGUUAGAGACAUGUAACUAAACAGCAAACAAAACACAUUUAGGUGGAUAAUGGUAUUUGUGUCUGUUGAACAGUGUUUGGUCAAAAAGGCCUGAAACAAGGAUAGUUUUGAAAAUUCAAACAUGACAGCCAUAAAGCGUAGGGUCAUGUAAAGCUUGAAACAGUCAUAGAAAAGUCAUUAAAAGUCAUGGAAUUCAAAGAGGUCAAAAGAGUAUGAACCUUGUGCAAAGAGCCGUUGGUUAAAAAAUUCUAGUUGAACCUCUAUCUAUUAGUCACACUGUUCUAAGUUCCAAUGGUGACCAACUUCAAAUUUCUCAUAACAAAAUCAAUACAUUAUGUAAGGAAAAGGUUAUGAGAAUUUUAAAAAAAUCAUCAUCAAGGAGAAAAUGCUUUGAUCUUUUCUCUUUAAUUCUCUUUUUAAUAAGUAAUAAUGUUCUACUUGUAUAUCAGAGAAUGUAUGUAGAUCAUGGUGGAGAAACAUUUAUACUGUACGUGGAUAUUUAAGCUUAAAGGGUUAAGUGAUAACUCUCUUUUUAGCAGCCAGUUGUUGGAGUCUAAAAGGAUUGGCAACAAAUGAAUGUAAAAUAGCCUAUGUUAAUCAACCAUCUCGGUGUUCAUUAAUGUCAAAUAAAAUGAUGAUAAUACGCUGUAUAAAUAGUGUUUAAGACAAGUGUUUGUUUUUUAAAUUUUUUUAUUUAAUCAAUUUUUUUACACAGGGAAACUUACUUGCAUCCGUCCUUGGUAGAUCAUUGCACUUGUGGAAUUUCACUUCUGAAAGAUUAAAUUCGUAAGUUUGUCAUUUUGUGUAGUUUUAGAGUGGCAAACUUCUGAGUUUCGUUUUUCAUUUACUGAUCAAUGUGUCAAGAUGGAAUUGAUCAGGAAAUUGAGUAAUUUUAAUUUUCAGUGGCCAAACACCUUGUACCAGAAUAAUUUAAAUCAUAUUGCAUUCUGUUUUUACAGUUUUUCAAGGACUAUAGAUGUAGUUACAUGUAGUUAUCUGUAACUGUUGUUGUUGUGGUUAAUUUUUUAUGGGAGCCGAGAAAAUGAAUUUAAAACUUCACAGGAAUUGAGAAAACACAGGUAAAAUUUCAUGUGUAAGGCUUCAUUUUGUUAAAUUUUAAAUUUAUUUUCUCGGGCUCCCAUAAGAAAUUUUCCUUUUAAUUUUUGUUAUUACAAUAAAAACCAAUUAGUUCUACAGCCCUUGAAAACUGUAAAAAACAGUGCAAUAAAUUAUGCUUAAUAUUAUUCUGGUACAAAGCUUUUGUGCACUGAAAAUUGAUGUUACUCAAUUUUCUAAUGGAUUCUGUCUUAAAUGUCUCUUGCAUACCGUGAUAAUCGUUAACACUUGUUGCAUGUAACUUGCAUGUUAAUAUGUUUGCUAUUGUCUCACUUUCUAGCUUUACAUACAAAUUUGCUCGAUUUUCAUGUGCGUCAUUUCACCCUUCAGAAGCAUGUGUAGCUGCUGGGGAAGGAAUAGGAAAGAUUAUUUUAUGGUGAGAGUUUUGGACUUGUUGUAGAUAUGGUAAUUUUAGUAGUGAUAGGGGUGCUCUGUGCGUGCGCUUCGCACGCACAAGCGAAGCCCCAUAGCUAAGAAAAUUUAUCCAUCCUAGAAAAUUUGGUAAUCACGUGACUGUACACCACCUGACCGAGCGACCAUCUGUCUGCAACACAGGCAUACCAAUGUAAAAUAACUCAAUUAACAGGUAUAGCAACCCAAAUGCAACUUGAGGUUAUUUUGACGGGAAAUCGCAUAGCCACCCACGUAUUGUUAAGCAGAGACAACUAGAGUCAAUGAAGAUGAAUACAGAAAGCAGAAAUUGUUUCUGCAUCCGUGUUGUCUAAAGUAUUAAGCUUUGAUUAACUGUCAUGUCCACAAAUUUGGAAUAAAGACGGAGAAAAAGAGAAAGUAGGGGAAAGGCCAGCGAAGCUCAACAAGAAAACUGAGAGUGGCAGAGAGCUAGAGGGAGAGAGAAAAAACAAAAGACGCAUUUUUUGUUGGAAGAACAGCAUGAAAAUUUUGUAUGUGCAGAAAUACUAGUAAUAAGAAAUAAAUGCUAGUAAAUGCUAAUAAAUAAGAAAUGCUAGUGGUCACCACAGUAAAAAUGAGCAACAGGAAAAAAAAAGUGGGCAAGAACACGUACGUUAUUUCCUCCAUGAAACGUGUAACCAGGAAGUUUUUAGAAGUUUUACGUUUUAGUCGUGCAAAACAGUGGCAAAAAAAUGUACAAAAAAUUGGUUGCACCUUCAAGGUUGCUUUUUUGCUAAUUAGACCUAUUGCUGUGUUUUCACUGUUCUCAUUGCCUUCACUGCUUAGCGUUACACGAUUGGUCAAACUAUAUUAAUAUUAUCGAGAGCUUCGCUUUAAGCCCUGGCUAAAUCUAUAUAGUACUCUAUUAUGUGAUGAUGUGUUCUAGAAUGACAGGAUCUUGGUAUUUAGCACAUGAGGGCACUUUUUUGGUUUACAGACUCUCUUUUUAAUGUCUUUCUUUGUUAACUGUUUGCUUACACGUAUGUGCCAUUCAUUUCAAGUACAACAGCAGUGUGUUCUUGUGCUCUGUGGUGGGUUUUGAAAAGUAAUUCUGUUCUCUCUCAUUAAGAGGCAGCAUUAUUCUCUGUUCACGCUGAUGGAAUUUUUCAUAUUAUUUUCUCUCAGUUUUUUUUUGGCAUGACACUUGGUAGCUAAAAUGUAGGGGUGUAUUAGAGUGGUUUUGAAAGCCACAUGCACCUUCAGGUUACCCAAUAGCUAUGGUGCAGGGAUUAAUGUGUAAGCAGGGAUCAAGAGUUAUGAUUGAAUGCUAAUUAAAAGCUUCCACGAAUCCUCAAAUAAAUUUUUGUUCCACCGAAAUACACUGUUCAAAGGUCCAAUUAAAAGCUCUUGUAAUGAACCACCUUUUACGUGUAGACAUGGGUUUGUCUUACGUAGACUACUGCUUAAGUAUUAUGGUGAUUGUAUGAAAAUCUAUUUAAUACCACGAAAGAAUUAGCUCAGUCGGUAGAGCACUUGACUGCAGAGCAGGAUGUCACAGGUUCAAUUCCAGGGACCUGACCAAUACUCAAAGUCUUAAAAUAACUGAGAAUUGAAGGUACUUCCUUUGUCUUGCAAAUGGCUAGACCUUCGUGUAGCUUGGGUGGCCACCUAAAAUGGCAGUCUUCUUCCCAGUAGGAGAUGUUCAUAUAGUGUCCCCAGUUAGUACUUUCAUGCUAAAUACAUUGACACUUUAAAUAAAGUGCAAUUUUUUCAAUACCAGGCAAGGUCUGGAUCAGUUGGAGUCACCAGCCACUAUGGUUUUACACUGGCAUCCACAUCCUGUGAGUGAUGUGGUUUUCACAAAUGAUGGUAUGCUAUUUUUAACACUUUUAUGUGCAUUGAUCAUUGGAUUUUCUGGCCACUAUUUAAUAAUAGCAUUUAAAUGGUUAACCACAUUCCCUGGAAGCACAAUAUACGUCAUUUUAGAUAGUGUUGGGAAACAACACAUUCACAGAUUCCAUUUUCCUACUAGCAGAGGCAAUGUAACAAAAAUUCCAUUCCACUCAAUACAGCCCAGCUCUUUUGUUAGUGGCGUUUGCUGGCUCUGAAAGGUACAUGUACAAGAUCACCAAACAGAAAAUACUGAUCUGACUGAUCCUUCUUCAGAUCUGCAUAGUUUAGAUUGAAAUCUAAGUUUUUUUGUUAGCUAGGAUGCUUGAUAGUAGAUCUAGAUUUAGAUUUGUCUGAAGGAUUGCUGCAAUGGAUUCUUGUUCCUCUUCAUUGUACAUUAUUAAUUUUGCAGAAGUCUCAAUACUCUGGUAGUUUAUUUUUUAUUAGUUUUCCCAUUUGAGCAACUCCUAAUCUUGGGAAUCCUGUAGUACUUGGUUGUCCUAAGGUUUUCAGGGAUGACCUUUCUUUGUUCAUGUGCAUUUUUGGCACCAUUUUGAAUUAUGUCAUAUUUGCAUGCGCAUAUUCCUCUUGAUUACGUCAACAACCAGAUGAUACAACUGAUGUUGAAAGCACAGAGUUAUUUGAGUUCAGAGAGGGAUGAAAUUUGGAGUUGUUUUCAAAGCAGGUUUUAUCACUAGGGUUGCGGUUUUGUCCUGCGGCACCUUUCUUAUUGUUACCACCCUGUUCGGUCAAGUACACAUGUCGGUUUUUCGUUUUUAAAGGUUCUAACCUGCUUUCUGUUGGAGAGGAGGGGGUGUUGGUUCGCUGGCAAUGGAAAACACAUGAGCAACAGUUUCUUCCCCGAUUAGGUGCUCCAAUUCAUCAUGUCGCAGUUAGUCCAGAUGAUUCAUUGACUGCUAUCAGUCAAAAAGAUAACAGUGAGUGCUUUAUAACUAUUGCUUUUACUUUUGUCUAUAUCUGCCAGUUAUGGCUGGAUAUGUCACCUUUCCAGAAAAUAGAUUACAUUUAGAUGACCAUUCAAUCAUUUAAAAAUGGCCAAGAUUUAAACCAAUGGACAGCCCUUUACAUCUCAUGGCUGAAAUGCUCGUUAAGAGUUUGCAGACACAUUUUCAUUACUCAGAAAUAAUAAUGUAAAACUCAUUAGACCCAACUUUGGUAAGAUGAUUGUCUUAAAUUUUCAUGCUACCCUCAGGCGAUUUUUUUCUUACGGAAAUGAAACAUUAAUGCAUAUUCCUCCUACCCAGAAAGCAGCCCUAACAAUUGAGUAAACUAAUAUUCUACCAUAUUUAUGUUUUAAAUUCCAGUUAUCAGAGUAAUUUGUAACACAGAGAACAAGGUAAAGCGCACUAUCCAGGGUUUAAGACAAAGUAAGUGCAGAUGUACUGUUAAAAGUAAUAAUGCAAUAAAUAAACAUGUAAAAAGUAGCAAGGUAAUGUUCCAAAGUUUCUGCGACAUCACAUCAUGACAUCAUUAUCAAGGAAUAGAAAAAUAAAAAUGCAUCAUGAUGUCGCCGAAAUAUCAGAACUUUAUCUUGUUACUUUUUACAGGCAUAUGUUUCUCAAAAUCACUAUUAAUUAGAAUACAGUGAAUGCUCAAAUUAUUGCCCUCCUUCAAAUCAGUGUACCCCCUUGAAUUAGCACUCCCUUGAGGCGAAAUAUAUCAAAUAAGCAGUCUCCUUUGAAUAAGUAAUAAGUGCCCCCCCGUCCCUUAACACCCCUCUUUUAUUCAUAAUUAUAUGGUAAACAGUAUGUUUGUGUUCAAUAAAAAUAAAAGUAGUGAUCUCCCAAUCUCAGCUGCUCUGGAAACUCCUUGGUUACCUAAAAAGUCCUUGAAUACUCCUUGAAUUGUUAUAACCCAACACAUUAGGGUUAGUUUUUUGUACGUAUAUGUACAACAUUAAUUUUAUGUUGGUAAUGUUUGAAGAUAAUACAUAUGUUAAUGAUUUUUUUUCCUUGGUAGUUGACAAUCUUCACAUGGGUAUUGUGUUUGAUCCUCGGUCGAAAGCUUUGGUGACAGGAAACAUGCCUGGCAUUUUACAGUUUUACAUGCCCACAACUGACCACCAUGCUCUUUCUGUAAGUUUACUGGAGUUUUUACAGUCUUAGUGUUUUCAUAAAGCUUGUUACAAAGUAAAUUAUAGUAAAACUCCCAUAAAAAUUUAAAAUUCUUCAUUUGAUGUCAUAUCUCUGGUUACCAAUGUGGUGCGAACCAGUGGUCCCUGUCAUUUACAAGGGGGAAUUAUCAAAUUGAUGAGAAUUUUCCAGGGUCUGUACUGUUAUUGGCCACAGAAAUGAUGUCAGAAUGUUUAAAACUCAGGUGGAACCAUGAGCUGCAGGCGAGUGUUUUCACUGCAAAGUUUUAAUGUCAAUUCUAUGGUUGAUAAGAGUAUCGACCAUGGAAAAAAGUUGAUUUUUUUAAAAUAGCAUUGACAGGUCUUUACGUCCAUUCCCAGCAGAGUUUCUCAGUCAAUCUUGCAGGAGAGAAAAAGAAAAAGAAACUGUGCCAUCACCACGUCAUUUCCAUAAUCUGUAUUCUUAAUCACCAUAGCUCUCAACCAAUCAGUAGAGAGAAAUCGCUUGAUCUGUUAUUGUAAAGAUGUAGAUUUCUGUAGCUGGUUUUCUUUCCAUUAUUGUUAUUUAUUAUUAUAAGUUAUUAGGCAUAUACUUCUGGAACUGGCAAGCUAGCCUAGUCUAGUUACAACUUUUACUUUAUCAGGCCUAUCCAGCCAAUAGUGACAGUGAAAGGUUUUUAGCAAAAACUCUCUAGCAAAGCCUAUUUCAUUUUCAAAAUGAUUACUCCGGCCAGUCAGUUCUGACUUUUGGUAAGUGACCUGACCGACUUAUUAUGGACCUUAAGAUCCAACGAUGGCCAUGACAAAAAAAAUGUCAAAAAAGCAAUAGGUUGAACAAGCAAACAACAGCUCUGCAUAUGCAUCAUGCUAUUUUGUUCAUGUCUUUGCGGUCAUUGUAUGACUACAAUGUGAAAAUGGAUUAUAUCACAUUUUCUUUCUCUUUCUGAACUUAGAUAUCGUUCUUAGGAAUUCAACUCCAGGAGAGUGCAACUGCAUCUAACAAAGUAAUUGAGCUGGAAUAAUUUGAGGAAGAUUGAAAGAAUGCAAAUUCAUUUUUCAAGCAACCCUUUCCCCGCUAUUACCUUCCUCUGAUCUUUAAGUCCCUAUUGAUGACUGAUGGACAAAACAACUCUCUGCAGGUUGCAAAGAAAAUCAUUUUUACAGCUUGCCAUUCGGGCAAGCUGAAGCUAACAUUUACUAGCCCAGACGUCAUUUCAACUAGCCCAAAAGCUUUUUGAAGAGCAGAAUUGAUCUCACAGUUUUUCUGUUUUUCGAAUUCCUCGAAAAAGAUCACUUGCCCGUCGGGCAAGUUGAAAACAGAAUUCACUAGCCCAAUAGCAAAAUCCACUAGCCCUGGGCUGUCGGACACCACUUUCUUUGCACGCUGCUCUGACUGAUUGUGUGAGUGUCUUUUUCCCUUUCCAGCUUGAUGUCGUAAAGCAGAACUAUGUGCCAGGCAAGCAAGGCAAAAGAGGUGCUCUGGUCUAUACCAAAAUUGAUCAUGUUGCAUUUAAUGAUGAUGGAGAGUGGCUGGCAACUGUGAGUGCGUGAGCUUGUAAAAUAACAACAUUAUUGGAUUAAGUUUUUGUGAUAUCAAGAAUGAUCAAGGUCUCGAAACAGCCACCUGCUGUAUAACACUACAUUUUAACGACUAUUGGAAAAAAAUGUUAAAUUAAUCUGCUGCUCUUUUUGGGUUAAAAAUAAAAAUGUUUAUUAAUGAUAAUUCUUCAACCAGGUUGAGAGAAGAGAUGAUCACAAGACAGCCAGGGAACUGAGGCUUAAGUUCUGGGAAUACAAUAAACAUGGUCAAAAGUAAGCUGAGUCUGACCUACAAGACUUAUGUUCAGCGCAUGUGUUGAAUAUUUAUCUUAUUAUAUUAUCUGUUAGUGGUAUGUACUUGUGUUGUUAGCAGUAUGUACCAGUGUUGUUAGUAGUAUGUACCAGUGUUAUGGCUAUGGUGUGGGUCUUUUCGAUUAUCCACAAACAAAUCUCCAAAUUGAUCUCUCUAUAUUUUUUUCUUUAAAGAAUGAGUUGAGAGAAUUUGAUAAAAGAUCAAAGUAUUUUCUGGUCGGUGAUCAUGUUACAUAUUCUCAUCACCUUUCCCCCUGAUUGUCUUUUGAUAUCGUUCGGAGAAAAUUGAUGUUGGUCACCAUUGGGAGUUAAAGGGUUAACUGAAGCCACAUGCACUCCUUGAGUGCCUAUUUUUAUGUUUUUUGACCCUGUUGUUGUUCUUGUUCUUCAUCCUUUCAGUUAUGAACUCAACACUUGUGUCGACCCACCACACGAACAGAAAAUUGUAGCUUUACAGUUCCAACCACAGAAGAGAAAAGACCCUGAUAAGACUCUACUAGCGGUGACAGCUGGUGGGGAUGGGAAGUUUAAAAUCUGGGUUCUUGGUGAAGAAAGACUUGGGAGAAGUAAGAAUAAACAAAAAAAUUGUAAUGAUGGGUUUGGAGGGAAACAGGUCUAAACUAUUGUUUUGUUUUUAGCCUCGAUGUUUCCCAAGGUUCAGUUAUUGAGAUUUGGGGUAAUUGCGGGCGACAAGAGGAGCCUGCAAUCCUAAUAUCCAGGUUGUUAUUACGCAUGUGUCGCAUGUAUGUAGCCAGCAGCCAGCAUUCUUUUGGACUUGCACUAAGAAUAAAUGGAAUGCAUAGAACGUAAUUUGAUCAGCGCAUUUGGACCUUCUAUCACUCAUAAUCUGAUCACGCCUGUUUUGACCAUCUGUCAUGGGAAACUUACGCAAAGCACAGCGUUGGAGCAAAAGCGUUUUGACCUUCGAUUGUUGUCGCCCCCAUUACGUAACCUUCGGUUAUUACUAGUCAAGUACUGCUUAUUUCUUGAUGGACCAGGUGAUUUGUAAUAGUAUAGCAAAACAAAGAUGAUGGAUACAAAGUACCAGUCAACAUUUAAUAAUUUGUGGAUAGCAUUGAUGUCACAGAUUUUGCAAUGUUGCCUGCUCAGAGGUGAAUUAAAAAUGAAGCCUCGGGCUGUUGGGAAAAGAGUCCCAUUAACAAAAUAGUUUCACUACCAGACUUGAGACAAAUCAAAUGUAGACCAGGUUUUUAUUGAAUUUUACAUUUUGGUUCUCUUAAGACAACAUUUACCUUGGCUUGAAAAAAUCCCAACAAGAAGAUUUUCCGGUCAGGCUGGUAACUUUUGUUGUCGGGUUUAUUUGCCCAAUGAGCCAGGGUCAGGGCAAGUCUUCUUCUUACCAAAUUAUAACAUUUGACAAGGAUGUAACUACCCAGGCAAGCAAAAUAUGAGCGAAGCUAAAAUUCAUAGAGUCGUCAAGCCCUACUAAGGUUUACAUUGGCCCAACUUUAUUGCAUAAGGUAUGCUUGGGAUAAAAGAGCAUUGUACGUUUCUGGGAAACUGCCACCUACCCCUAUCCUAAGCCAACAUUUUGCCCUAAGUGAGAAGUAAGUGUUAAUGUUGGCUUAGGGGAGGGGUAGGUGGGCAGUUACCCAGAAACGUAUAAUCCGGAUAAAACAUAGACAUGAACUUUAUCACGUGAGGCAAUCCUGUCACUUCCUGUAUUUGUAAGAAGCCCUUUGCAUAUGAAAAGUUGGACCGUCUAAAUCAGCCUCUACAUGGCUAUUAUUGUUGCUCUUUAGGCAAUAGACAUUCUUGGUCCUGUCAAUCAGUUGGUUUCUAUGACGACACACCUUGUCAAGAUGCAGCGUUCUCUCAAGAUGGCUCGCUUCUUGCCGUGGCUUACGCUCAGGUUUGUAGCAUACUACGUAACUCACAUUAUACAGAAUUCCCUCUUAAAUGGCCUGAUUAAUAAUGUUGUUUAAAGUGUUGUGGGUAAAAUCCGAGCCACUGGAGAAUGCACGAUCCACGCGGGGUGAACGCUCUGGCGUCUCCUUUUGCAUGUUGCGUGCGCGUGACUUCUAACGAUAUACCCCACAUGGACAGCUUACUCGCAGGUGAAGGUUAAACCGGAAUUAAAACCAGUUUGAUUCAGAACUUCCUUUGUUUUCUAGACCUAAACAACUUUAGCUAGUUGAAGCUAGACUUAAAGCCAUUGUUUUGGUUUUCAAAGCUGGUGCUUUUCGCUACUAGUGGGCUAUAACAUAUAGCCUAGUAGUAGCUCAGACAAUCAGAACACAGCAUUGAUAAUAGACCACUAGUUGGAUUUUACUAAAGACGUUUACCCUCGGUAAGUAUGUUAAAGGUAAAGUUCUUCCUUUUUGUUGUAAUAUUGCAGAUAAUCACCUUAUGGACGCCUGAAACAAAUGAAAUGAGAAAAACCCUGGCUUUACCUUAUCCGGAAGAAGAAAUCAAGUAAGACUUGAUAAUUUUAUCACAUAACUGAAGUUGCAAUAUGUGUACUCUGACGUAUUCAUUCUGUGAAACCAACUCAUCAUCCAAGUAUAGUGUGCAUUCUAAUUGCCACAAACUUAAGUUAAAACCAAUGGCAUAGACUGCACUGCACUGCAAUACUCUUGAAGAAAAUCAUUUGGCUAAGAAAGGUCAAAUAUAUUUAGGGUGGAAACAAUCAUCAGUAUCUUUCUGUGCUUUAUCAUUCUCGUCCCCAGAGCCUCCUGUUCCCUUAGCCGGCGAGGCCUGAGCACGAGCACAGGUCCUUGUGCUCAGGCCUUGCCGGUUAAGGGAACAGGAGGCUCUGGGGACGAGAAUGGAACUUUAUUGUCUUGAACUUAUGACUGUGAUGUUGGCACAUUAUACCGGGUCGAGUUAACUUUCGUAAAGGCCUCUGGGAGUGUUAUUAGGGAGAAGGAAAAAAUUGGCCAAUAGCUGACCGGCGCGUCCUCAAUGACGAUCCCAGAAUGAAUUGCGGGACACAUUUCGGCUCCAGUCCCCUCCUCGUUUCUAAAUGGCGACCCAAGUUGCACUCAUUGUUUUGUUUUUUUGGUGUGGCCCUAUCGAAGCUCACAGCAGUUUUUUUGUACCGUUGUGAGUCAAACAGGUGCCUAAAAGAAAUAUUUUCCAUCAGGUCGCUAAUUUGGUCUGUUCCUGUGCCAUCUUAGCAUCACCCAGGAGAAUAACAUGCUCUGUGAAGCCUUCCAUCAUUGCAACGUUUUUUUAGCUGACUCCUGAUUAGGAGAAGACUUCACGUUUGUUAGGAGGUUGUGAACUGAAACUGCCGUCAAUUAUGACAUGUUUACUCAUCGUUCACUCAUGUUUUCUCGUACUUUUCAGAUAAAAAGGAUAGAUAAAAGGUCGCUGACGACAAUGCUCUGGUCAUGCGCAAUUUUCCCAAUAAGUUGCAGAGGCAUACCGAUUAAACGAUAAAUUAAUUAUUGAGCUCGUUUCGCAAAAUACCUUGUUUUUGCUCUCCCUCGUCCAAUACUAGGAAGCUUAAGCAACGACGACGGCGAGGGCAACGAGAAUGGCAAAAAAGCAAUAGGUUUAGAUGGCAAAACAACAACUUUGCCCGUGCAUCACCCUUUUUUGUACAUUUCUUUGCCGUCAUGGCACGACUACGACGUGGCCCUUCCUAAUUUCACGUUUUGUGGAGGACGUGAUAACAAGACAACAACUUCCUUUUUCUUUUCCUAACUUGGAUACAGUAUUUUAGACUUCUACUCCAAAAAAAAAUGCCAACAUUUGACGAACUUAGCGAGAUGGAAUGAGCGCGAUAAAGUCUGCGACAGGGCGAAUUCGCUUUUUAAGUGACGUUUUUGCUGCUUUCGCCUUCGAUGUUGCCUAAGCUCCCUAUGGCUUAUCGGUGCGCGGCUAAAAGUAGGUUUAAUUUGUUAUUUUUUUCCUGGUUAUUUUCAGGAGUAUUAAGUUCGGUAACAACAGUUCUUCUCAGUACUUAAUCUCUAUCACCAAUCAGUAUCUCACGGUCUGGAAUCUUCUUUCUUGUUCAGGUAAGUUAUAGUGACAUCCUUGUAGUAACAGGGCAGGGAAAACUGUCGCUUAUUCUUCUCAGUACUUAAUCUCUAUCACCAAUCAGUAUCUCACGGUCUGGAAUCUUCUUUCUUGUUCAGGUAAGUUAUAGUGACAUCCUUGUAGUAACAGGGCAGGGAAAACUGUCGCUUAACUUGCGCUUAAAGCGUGCGGUAGCCUUCAUAUGUGGGUAGUAUACGUUUUAAAUAAACGGUGCCAACUUUCCUCACUUGCAGCCAGUGGCUGAAUAAUGCGGAGAAACCAGAGGUGAGAUCGGACGUCAGCAUGUUAAGGCGCACUAGGUACCCACCCAGGUCAAUGACGGCGCAAAACGCGAAACCGUGGCCUUCAUCCUUUUUUUUUUUUCGAGCAAUGACAAUGGUUCCUUAACGUCCCCUUCCAACUGUUAUGUAAGGAUGAAGGAGACAAGGCCAAUGCCUUAACGUCAGCAGAGAAAAGGUUUUAAUCACCGCUAGCUAUCUAUCCAGUUUUAAAGACCUUCAUUGGUGUUUGAAACCUGGCCGGGAUUUGAACUAGCGGCCUCCCGCUCAGCAGACUUCCCCGCAAACAUUUUGUUGCUCAAUUGUUAUAUCGUUUGGUUUAUCCUUUAUCCUGUAUGAUUCGUUUCUCUUUCAGUUUGGUGGAGUGUGGAAGCUCCAGUAACAAGCCUGGCAACUGAUCCACAGUCACACCUGAUGAGUACUUUUGUUGCCUUUAACAAGAACAAGUCACAUUGUGAGUUAGUUUUAUGGUGUACAUUGUUACCUGAUAAUGCAUGGUGCUUUAAUCAGCUUUAUUGGCAAUUGAAUAAAUAACGAUUUAUAACAUCCACAAGGUGGUUUUUCGUCGCUGAAGCGAAGCGAUAACAAUAGCGUUCUUCAAAACAUUCCCGUGGUGCAAUCUGACACAACGUCGAACCAGUCUCUCGUCCAAUCUCAAAAGAGCCAAUGUGAGCAGCCAUACUUGGCAUAGUCUCCCUCGCAGCCGGUUUUGUCUCGUCACGCAACGCUUCUCCCAAGCGAGGAGCGUUUUGUGACGAGACCAAAACGGCUGCGAGGGAGACUAUAGUUGGCAGUUUUGUCAAAAACCAUCACGUGAGAGCGGGUGUGAGAGCCACAUUGUUCGUCAUUCGCCGUACUAAACCGCACUGAACAGGACUGCUGUUGUGUUGAGUAGCUUUUGCUUAAAUUGUUGGCUAUAUGACUACAUUGACGGACAAGAAACCUCGUAAUCGUUGUUGUGGGAAAUACUUUAUUUCAGUGCCGUUUUUGUUUUCAUGUAUCUUCAACUGCACUUUUUCUCUUUUUAUUUCGUCUUGUUAUUAUAGUAGCGAGCUUACGCAACAGGACGGGAGAGGAAAGAAGACGGCAAGCCUUGUGUGACAAGCGGGACAAUUUUGUUUGAAAAACUUUUGCGCCAAACUGCACCAUCCUUUCAACGGAUCUUUUUGUAAAAGACCAUUAAACAUUAACUUAAUUGAAGAUCACGACAAAACACAUCAGUAAUAGGCCUAUCACGUUUGUCACACACAAGCGUUUUGCCGUCGUCUUCUUUCUGCCGUCCUGUUGCGUAAACUCACUACUAUAAUAACAAGACAAAAUAAACACGCUAUCCUUCAUUUUAAAUUUAAACGUCUUAGCUGGUUUACCUAGUCAUCUGUAAGACCCUGAAGAAGAAAGGACGUGCCUUUCGAAAUAAUGGCAAUAAUUAAAUUAUAUUCCUAACUGUAAAAUCAGCCUUGCUUCUUUUCGUUAUUUUAUCAGUGUACAUUUUCGACCCAGCGUCUCCUCGUCCCGUGGCGGUGCAGGCGGCUGUAUCUAGGAAAACAGACAUCAUUGCUGCAGCGUUUUAUCCCACAAGUUUGGUACGCGGCAGCACGGAAGGACACAGUACUAAAAUGUCUAAACUUUACUUUUUGACGGCGAAACAGGUGAGUUCUUUAUUCUUAGUUUUUCCUUAGGCUACGUUGACACGGCACCUGACGAAUUUUCGACAGGCUGAAAAAUUUGACUGGACACUUCGUUCACACUGAACGGUUUGGAGCGAUUUUCGUAUGACCUAGGAAUGAAAACGCGCGAACAUAACAGAAACAACAAACGAACGGAAAUAGAGCGAUUUGAUUGGUUUAUCGAACGGAUACAAACGCGCGUGGCCUUUGGCUGGUUAUGGGCAAACGCUCGGGUGAAAAAACUUCAUGGCCGAGAACUUUCUAGAAAUCGACCGAUACUUCGCUUUGACGUCAUACUGCAACACGAUUGGCCAAUCGAACAAUUCCUUCUGCAUAUUAGGGUUUUCUUUGGCGAAAAAAUGAAGAGGCCAUGUUUUGAUCUUUUCAUCCACUGGCUGAUAAAACAAAUAACGAACACUUACCGAAACCAUUUUUCAAGGUCAUAGGAAAAUCGCUCUAAUAUUUUCCCUCUGUUCACACGGAACUUUGAACGGCUAGGCGUCUAAAUUUUCAUGCGGUUGGGGUGGGUCCGUGUGAACGAAACACCUAAAUGCACGAAUUUCAACAAGUCGAAAAUUCGUCUGGUGUCGUGUGAUGUUCUUAAAAUAUCUGCUUUUCAGCAUUUACGAUUUAUCAGGCUCUGAUACACUUUUUCAUAUUUCUUACGUUUGAGUGCUCUAUUUUGACAACUUUAUCGUUCAUUUUGCUACCCGAGGAGCUCUUUAGCCGCGUCAGUUUUCUCGCAACAAGUCCCUUUUUUUCCAGUAACUAGUCAACAGCGAAACAGAACCUGCUUUUCGAAGCAAUUUCAGUGUUAAUCAAACGCCUGUUUCUGAAUGUAAGAUUUUUGUAUUUUUACGCGUCAUAGGUUUUCCGUUACCUGCCGCUGGAUGUUUUUCCCGCGCCUUUCGCCAUUUAAAAUCAGCUUUUCUGAGCGCUUUUUUCCCAUCUCCCAUAAUACACCUUGUAAUACACCAAAAUGUGGCGUAAGUAUUGUCCUCAAUAUCUCUUGGGACGACUGUUAAACCCAGGAGAAGUUAAAAACAUUUUGGGGGGCAAGCAAGUUGGGAGACGCGCAAAUAGCGAAUUGUAUCUCUACUCGCGCAUGCGCCUUAAAUUGUGAUGACUCAACCUGGCUGGCAAUCUGGUUCCCAGGGCCUCUCCUCUUCUGCAGCCGUUUAGAUCCCUGCCCAGAGUUUUAUGUGUAAGCUUCAUAAGAGCAAUAGUUAAUGUCUGUUUCUUUGUGUCCAAUUAGCCAAAGAGUUUGUGAUACAGUAGACUACGAGCAGCCUCUCUUUUUUCUGUACUCCGUCAAGCAAAACGCGAGAUACGCAAAUGGCCACGCGCGUGACUGAUGGCGCGAGACGGAAGAGGCACGAAAAAAGAGAGUGUCUCUCUUUUUUCUUCUCGGGCUGCCGCCCUCGUUUCGCGCGUCUCGCGGCUUCGCCGCUCAAGCGCGCGUGCAUUGUUCUCACUAAAUCUGAAGAAAAAGAGAGACUGCUCGCAGUCUAGUGAUACAAUAAUGUCACCACUGGUGUUUUUCACUGAAUUUCAGGAGCUCUUCACUCUAGACUGCGAAGAAACUACGAGCGAGGAAAACAACGCAACAACAUCACAGGUAAAAACGAGAUGA
Molecule: messenger RNA, 15204 nt
Organism: Porites evermanni
Lineage: Eukaryota; Metazoa; Cnidaria; Anthozoa; Scleractinia; Poritidae
Source: the annotation of a GenBank genome assembly